AAUCCAGUAGAAGUCAGGGUAGAUUUGCACCUUACAGACUAAUUAAAACAGACACCAGGGUAUAUAGUACAAGCUUGUGAGAGCUGAAGCUUACUUCAUCAGAUGCUGGGAACGGAUGUGUAGAAAUCAGAAUAUCAAACAAGUAAUGUCAGACUCCAGCCCUCCCUAGUCAGAAUGAUGGAUUAGCCUUGUGUUGGGUCAACUGGUGCAGUAUGUAAUCAGCUCUGCUUGUUACAGCAGUUGUCUACCUGGCAGAGGCUGUUUAACUCCAUCUCAACUCUGGACCAGGUGAAAUGGUGACUCUCCUGUAUGAACUUGGUCCUGAAACGUAUCACUGGGAACUGAGUAUACUCUGAACUAACUCCCAAUUUUAGGACAGUGUCCUUUGUGAUGCAACAUUGCAGUCUCACUGCAGAACACUCUAGUGAGAGCUGCGUGUAUGUCUUGUGAUGUUGUGAUUCCAGGUCACAAAGCUGUGGGGCUGUAUUCUGAUAUAGGAAAGCUUCUGAACAGCCCAUGCUGGAGGUGGUUAUAGAGCAAUCGUGAUAAAUGCACAAGGAGGGAAGAAAAAUGUGCAUUCCCUGGGAGGAAAAAAGGCUGGGCGUGCACGGUGCUGGCAAAACUGAAGCCAGUGGUAAGGUGAAAAUGUAGAUGUGCAGAUGGAAACCAAAGCCUCUUGCCUCAGCUUUGGUUUCCACAUUACCAAGACCAUGAGGGACUCGAAAUCUACCUGACCAAGUUCUGUGCAGCUUGCUGGCUGCUCCAUUUUAUGAGAUUUAGCUGUGGGUAGGUAGAAGCUUCCAGCCUCUCCAACAUGGAGGUGUGCAGCUCCAUGGAAAUAAUAGUCCUGGCAUCCACUGCUCUAUUUUCAUCUCAGACUGAACUGUGUGGCACGCUAUAUCAGGAGCUGGGGAUUGACUGCAAUGUCUAACAGCUGGAUGCUGUGCUGCUCUUCUAACUGCUGCUUCUUGCUGAAGGUUCUUGUUCUGAGCUAUGAUGUCAGAUGUUACGAUGAAUCUGAAGUCCUUUCAACUUGAACAUGUGGCAGGAGAGAGUGAGCAGCCCUUGCUGCUAAAUUUGAGAUGCCAUUCUAAGGGGUUGGUGGUAAAUGCAUGUGCCCAUGCUGUCUUCUUCUGCAAGCUACUCAACACUAUCAGACAAGAAUGGAGUGAGAAGUCUCCACAGACUGCUGCCAUAGAAUCCAUAGGUUGCAACAGCCUGAAGGUUGGGAUUAUCGGUGGAGGACACAUUGGGAAACAGCUGGUCAGGGCACUGCUGGAUCUAAGUGGCAUCACAGCACAGAACAUCCAUAUCUCCACCAGGAGGCCAGAGAUUUUGUCAGAGCUCCAGCAGCUGGGAGUCGAAUGCUUUUAUGACAAUGGCCAGCUGGUGUCCUGGGCAGAUGUUGUAUUCCUUUGUUGCCUGCCAUCUCACUUGCUGCAUGUCUGCUCAGGAAUACGUGCUACACUCCGUGAACCCUGCCUUGUGUACAGCCUAGUCAGUGCUGUUCCUCUUCCCAGGCUGAAGCAACUCCUUUCCUACAGUGCCAUUGUGAGGCCACAGUACCAGUGUGCAAGCCACAACUUUACAAAUGAAUGGAGGCCUAAUGGGACAAUCACAGCUGCUCUUCAAGACCCUGCUGUUGUGAAGGCAACCUGUCCUGGUAGUCCUAAGGGGAAAGUCACUGUCAAUGCUAAGUGGUUGGAAGCUGUUUUCUACGCAGCCCUGAACAGUUGCAUGUGGCAGCACCUGUCCCACCAGGAGACAUUGAAGUUACUCAAUAGUGUAUGCUUUUCUGAGCCCUGCCAUGUCUGUGUGGAGAAAGAGACUUGCCCCUUGUUUGUGUGUGGGAGCUUUGUCAACCAAACCUUUGCUGCCUCCCUGACUCAACAAGACACCUUUCCGUGGUUUGACCUGACAACUGUACAACUGAAGGAGACCCCCUUUGGCCAGCUCCUAGCAAGGUGUGUGCAUCUCCAGAACCACCUUGCCCAGCUAUAUCAUGCCUCAUUUGAAGCCCACACUGACAGCAGGAUGUCUCUUUGUCCUGCCACAGCAGAUCCCAGUAUGGUGACCUGUCAUGAAUCAAUGUCCACUAUGACCGCUUUGGAUGUGACUGGCACAGAAAGCCUGGAGGAAGUUCCUCACACUGAUUUUGAAACUUCAUAAAGUAGAACCAACCCUCUAUGGAUGGGGCUGCUUUGUUAAAUUUUCUUACUAAAGAGAAUUGUUAUGGAGAUUAAUACCCUUUUCUUAUCAGUUUCCACUGAAGAAAUCCAUCCCAUUUUUGCAUGUGCUAGAGGAACCAUAGUGAGGAUUCUGCAGAAAGAAUAAGACUGGUAUAGCAAAUAACUUUGGCUUGACUGUCACCCUUGGCACAGACCGCUGCAAAAAAGGGUCAAAUUAAAGGGAGAUUGAGCAACUUUCUUACCCGAGUUCUGAAGCACCUGAAAGCUUCCCAUCCUUUAGUCUUCCCUGGUUUGCAGAGGUUAUGGCAACAAUCUCACAGAACGUUAGUUUGGGAUAUUUGAUUUUUACUUUUAGUAGCCCCAGGUUAAGGCUGGUUAUAAAAAAUGCACUAGAAUCAGUUAGCUGAUGACCAGGGCUAUUACUGAACAGUCCUUUAACUCAAGAGUAAACAGGAUAAGGAAAAAGUAGAAAAUGGCAAGUUUUGCUUGCUUUUUAAAUGCUUAGAACAACACUGUGGAUUAGCGACCUCAGUACAAAAUAGUGUUUGCAUCUGAGAGUUCCUGACACCUCUUGGUUGUCUAAUAAACCAGGAGGUUUCAACAUUUUUGGAUCGGUGUACCCCUGGUGGCUGGACAUGGAGCAGUGUACACCCGGUGGUGGAGCAGGGGAGGGAGGGGUGGCGGCACGCAGCUGAACACGGAGUGUCAGUAGCUGCCACGUGCAAGCUUUCUCACUCCCUGCGUCCGGCUGGGCAGCAAUGCAGGAUGGUGCAUGGUGGCACUCCAUCCCCGCCCACCUGCACAUAACACCUAGGGCCUUCUCAAAUACCCCGGGUUAACAACCUGAGUAAUAAACCAAUACUUAAAUGUCAUCUUGUCCUAAUCCCUCAGUUCAAUUAAACUGCUGGAUUUUUCUCUGUGGAAGCAGUUUAGGAUCUUUUAAUGGCUUCAGUCCCAACCCACAUGGAUUUUAAUCUAAUCAAAUCUCUCAAAUUACGUGGGAUUAGGUUGUUCAUUAUUUGGCUGGGGGGGUGGAGAGGGGGAAGGGGAGUGUUUCUCAAAUAAACCCCUGCUGAUGAUGAUUCAGUCAGGAAUACUUUUUCCUUUGGAUCAAGACUAAACCAACAUGCAGUGUAGUACUUUGGUGCAGAAGGUGCUACUUGUAAGACUGUGAUUUACAUUGCAAGGCUCACUUGCAUAAAAGAUUGCCCAAUGCUUUUCUCCCAAACAAGGGUGAUGCCCUAGUAUCCUGCCCAGUCCAUCAAAUCAAUUCUCACUCCUAACAUUCUCUCUUCAGUCUCAGUUAUA
Messenger RNA from Alligator sinensis (Chinese alligator), 3497 nucleotides. RefSeq names its product NADP dependent oxidoreductase domain containing 1 (gene NOXRED1). Gene Ontology annotation, biological process: L-proline biosynthetic process. The transcript has 6 exons. The record is from RefSeq and is a predicted model, not a curated record. NCBI's taxonomy places the organism in Eukaryota, Metazoa, Chordata, Crocodylia, Alligatoridae. The coding region runs from base 994 to 2169 and encodes 391 amino acids. Gene Ontology annotation, molecular function: pyrroline-5-carboxylate reductase activity.